Molecule: messenger RNA, 2136 nt
Organism: Talaromyces atroroseus
Lineage: Eukaryota; Fungi; Ascomycota; Eurotiomycetes; Eurotiales; Trichocomaceae
Exons: 3
Coding region: 1-2136 (711 amino acids)
Molecular function (GO): protein binding
Source: RefSeq, a predicted model, not a curated record
AUGGAAGAAACCCUAGGUUCCGGGUUUGACAGCAUCCGCACUGCUAUCCUGUCACCCCCGAGCUUCAUAUCGCGAGUAACGGUCUCGCCGGUAUUUACUCAAACGACGACUGAUCUGGAAAGACCGUCUUAUAUACAUUUGUCCGGCACUGAGACACCGGUUGAUUCGCGCCGAACUGACCUGUUCUCCCAUCGAUCGAAUGUCCGUAUCGAUGACAGAGAUACUGCGCCUGUAGGUAGUUACAGGCAAGUCGAAUAUUCUGAUCGCCACGCCUAUUCCGGUGACGAGACGCUCUCUUAUUCAAGUGAUGAACGGGCUUCAGAGUCUGGGCCUGGUUCUACAUCCUUUCAUUGGCCCUUAGCUGGGUCUUCUGAACAUAUGUCAGGCGUAGAAAACGAGGCACAUACACAGUGCAACUUGCUUGAGUGGAGUUCUGUUUCAUCUCAGAGUGAGCAUGAAGAAGGUUACGACAGUGAUUCGGACGACACCUGUAAAUUCUACACAGAAUUAGAUUCAUGUGGCAGACUGAUAGACGGUGACGAUGAAGACAGCGAAUGCUUUUCAGACGAUUCUGAUAAUGACGGUGAUUAUGGACGCCCUCAUCUUGGACAGAUGCUGGCUUCUAUUAAUCGUUAUGACUAUCGCUACCAUCGCUAUUGGGAUGCAGGGCAGCCCGAUCUAGCCGAAACGCAUUUUGAUAUUCCUGUGCAAGCAACACAAGAACGGAAUCUCACAGUUGAACAAUUUAUAAAGCGCUGGUUACAAGCAUCUCUCGCAAACAGCGCACAUGUGCCGCCCCAGUUCCCUUGCCCGUCACUUGAAGCGGCAAAUGUAUCGCAGUGGCCUCGGCCAGAUAAAGUAAUUCGCCCUCAGAACAUGGACGCUUAUGAAUUCUACGAUAUUCAGCAGAUUCCGUGGAAGGAGAAUCUCGGUGUUCACCGUUCGGAUGCUCGUGUUCUUCGCGAUGCGUGGUAUUCUCCCUAUUCAAAUCUGCAUUUUAGAAAUGAUAACUUGCGGAAUCUCAUGGCGGUUACGUCGUUCAAUACUUUGCAAUUUGCACAGGAAUCCAAACUGUUAUCAUGGACACCGGAUUACAAACAUGUUAGAUGCGUCAUGGAUCUCUCUCGACCGGCACCAGAAACCGGGUUUCAAGGACCAGUGAAGAUCUCCACAAUGCAAUCUAAACAUGGCAUUUCCGUUGCUGGCGGCUUUACGGGCGAGUACUGUAUGCAUGUCAACGGGAGUCGAGAAGAAAACAUAUAUGGGCUUGUUACAACGAACUUGAAUGGGAUCACCAAUAACAUAGACAUCAUUCGAAGUCGCACAAACUCGUCGCCCUUGGUCGUAUUUGCUUCGAAUGACCAACAUAUCCGUGUUCUCGACUGCGCAAGCCAUCAAUUCAUCUCAGAUCACGAAUUAUUUAUCCCCGUGAACUGCUCGGAGACGUCCGCAGACGGCCGGAUGCGCCUUGUUGUUGGGGACUCACCAGAGGCAUACGUCCUUGAAGCUGAUAGCGGGCGCACACUUCAGCAACUCGGCGGACAUCGCGACUUUGGCUUUGCGUGUGCCUGGUCACCGGAUAUGCUGCACAUAGCGACUAGUAACCAAGACCGAACCGUUAAUAUCUGGGACGUGCGGAUGUGGCGGAUUCUUCAAAGUAUGGAUUCGGACACCGCGGGAUACCGGUCUCUGCGUUUCUCGCCUAUUGGUGGUGGCCCACGCACGCUACUCAUGAGCGAACCCGCUGAUCGUAUUUCUAUUGUUAAUGCCACGACAUACGAAACUAGACAGGUACACGACUUUUUCGGUGAGAUUGGCGGUGCCGAUUACACACCAGACGGUGGCUCGAUUUGGGUUGCUAAUACGGAUGAAAUGUUUGGUGGGUUCAUGAAGUUUGAGCGUAUGCAGUAUGGUCAAAGGUAUGGAUCGUCUUCUGCUUUGUCACAAAGACGACGACGACAUCAGCAAUACCGCCGAGGACAGCUCGCUCCGGAGUGGUACUCUGACUUGCCGCAUGAAUGGGUCAGCGAGGCUGGACUGGAGAAUGACGAUAGAUGCAUUGUUAGUCGGCGCGAGCGAGACUUCCGGACUUUGAGUGGACUGAGUGAUGAGGCGAGAGAUAAUCUGCUUAUCUGA